Messenger RNA from Polyodon spathula (Mississippi paddlefish), 870 nucleotides. RefSeq names its product bcl-2-like protein 15. The coding region runs from base 134 to 676 and encodes 180 amino acids. Gene Ontology annotation, biological process: regulation of apoptotic process. NCBI's taxonomy places the organism in Eukaryota, Metazoa, Chordata, Actinopteri, Acipenseriformes, Polyodontidae. The record is from RefSeq and is a predicted model, not a curated record. The transcript has 5 exons.
AGGAAAUGAAAGCAAACAGGAAAUACAUUUAAAAAAAACCCACACAGAAAUAAAAAAGAGCAGUCAAAUGCAGAGGCAGAGCUCUGAAUUUUCCUUUAAACUUUCAAUAAGUUUAGCUCGGUAAUAGAGAGAAAUGGCCCCCAAAGACAUUGAAUGCCAAACCGAAUUGAUAUUAAACUGUCUUUUCGAGGACGAGUCAAAAGUCUCAGUGCGAGCCUUCGAGAAGGCAGCGUCUGCUAAAGCACCGUUUCGUCUGCAAAACUCGGUUCCGUUCCGCGCCGAAGGCUUGGUUGCAGAUGGUCCAGAAGAGGAUGACAGUUUUGAUCCUGUAAUAAUCGCCGACCAGCUGCGGAGCAUCGCUGACCAAUACAACGAUGCUGUGCUACAGCCCAUGAUGGAUGAGUUUCUAACGCAAGCCCGAAUGGCAGCAGCAGAUCAGCUAGCAGCUAUGUUUUCACAGACGGUGGAUCAUCUCAGUAAAAACUGGGCUUCGCAGGGUGGUGAUGUCAGACAGGAGAUGUGUGCUCUUAAAGCAGCCACGGCGUUGGGUUUGUACGCUCGCAAGAAGUGCCCAGAACUGAGCUCAAUCCGCAGUGCCAUGGCACAGUUCGUGAACACUCGCCUGGGGGACUGGAUUGCACAGCAGGGGGGCUGGGGUCAGGUUGCAUCCAGGUAGAAGAACAGAGUGAAGGGACGCCUGGGGGAGUGCAGCAGAUUCACUGGGUUUGAAUGGGACUCCGAGCACACUGCAAAGCUAACUAAGGGAUACUACAUUCCAGCCAUUCUACAGCUAUUGAAACAGGAACAUUAUAAUACACUAUCAAAUCUGUGGGCUCUGUUGAUUCUCCAAUAAAAAACAACUAAUGUUUC